GUAUGUUUCAAAAUCGCGUUUCAAAAAUACUCAGCUGAUCAGUGCAGUAUUAUGUUUCGAAAUACAAAAAGCUUCACUGGCUUUUUAAAAUGUUUAUGUUAUCCGCAACCACAUACUAGUACAACACUGCCUCUUUCAUAAACUGUAAGUCCUCAGGCGCAGGGUCAUGAGAUGGCGUUGUUCUCCUCUCGCGUUUAGUCCGCACAUAAGCUACUCUAGGCGUAUGAUUAGUCACUGUCCAACUCACGAAAUUGCCCACGCACACAAUCGUAAUUACUGUAUGAGCACAGCCACUAGUAGUCGUAUCCAUAAAUUUGUCCAGCUGCCGAAACAUCGGUGCUUGCAUAGCGGACAUCCACAUCGGCCUACAUGCACGAUGGAGGCCCGGGGCCUCUCCACGUCUGCUCGUGAUGGCCACGACAGCAGCAGCAAUGGCAAGUCACUACUGGAGCAGCUAUUCGACCUAGAAGAAAUCGACGAAAAUCGCUACCGCGGGCGCACGACCUGGUACCCGUUUGGCGCGACGUACACGUACGGCGGCCAGGCCAUAGCUCAGUCGAUGAUGGCCGCUGGGCUGUCCCUGGUCAGUGAGCACCGGGACAAGAUCAUCAACUCGGUGCACACGUACUUUGUACGGCACGGCACACACGACCAGGACAUCAUGUACGAGGUCGACGAUGUUCGCGAUGGAAAGAACUACAGUACGCGGCGCGUGGACGCCUCUCAGAACGGCCGCAUCUUCUGCACGUCCAUAAUCUCGUUCCAUCGUCAUGACGCCAGCAGCCCCAUGGAGCACCAGGAUGAGAUGCCCGCGGACAUGCCGCAGCCGGACGAGCUGUACGAAACCACUCACCUGCGCAAAAAGUACUUUGAAAGCCGCGGCUCGGCCGACCAGCUAGCCUGGUACCGCCGCUUUCCCGACGACCAGCUGCACUACAGGAACAUACUGCACCCCAAGGACAUGCCCAUAGAUGAGCUGCUGUCAGUGGACGAAAGUGGCAUAACAAUGUGGCAGCAGCUCAAGCAACCGCUGGUCUCGCGCAGUCACCUCGUUCAUCAGUGCAUGCUCGGCUACCUGACGGAUCUCGGCAUUUGCCGCUCGGCCGUUUCGCGCAAUCGCUCUCUCGUCAAAGUGCCAAUGUUCACAUCUCUGGAUCACACGAUUUGGUUUCAUCGGCCAGCCAUGAUCGCCGAUGACGAUUGGUUUUUGUACCAGACGCAGAGUCCCGUGUCGGCCGGUGGUCGCGGCCUGAAUCUCGGAAGACUAUUCUCCAAAGAUGGCGUUCUGCUGGCCAGCACGGCUCAAGAAGGUGCCUAUCGUGCCAGCAAGCUGUAGUGAGUGAGUGUGUAUGUGUGCGUGCGCGUGCGUAUGUGCAUGUGUAUGUGUCUGUGUGCGUGCAUGCACCCCUAUCGUGCCUGCAAGCUGUUGAGAAGUUGUGCGUCAACGGCAGUCGGCGGUGAGAUGGUCCUAAGCACUCUCCGGGCAUGCACCGACCUGCUAUGGCCGACAACGGCGAGUCCGCUUGCGCUUAGACAGGCUGGUCACCGGGGCCUACUAGUACCCGCCCCGCCCCGUGCACAGCGCAGCCCAACACCUCCGCUCAGACUCCCCUGCUUGACUUGCACCAUCGCACGAGCUUUUUUAUUUUAUUUUUUAUUUUUUACAAGAUCGUAGUUGAAGAUACACAACUCCCUGGCAGUCACAUGACUCAUCGGCAGCCACAUGACUCACUGGCAGUCACAUGACUCACUGGCAGUCACAUGACUCACUGGCAGGAACAUGACUCACUGGCAGGCACAUGGGGCUAGCGUGGGGUGAGAUGGUGCUGAUGGGGCCUGUCAUGCUCAACUGACCAGAGGCCUUGGCAUCUUUGAACUUGCCCCCGUUAUGCCGUGCCGGCUGGUCGCUCGCCCGCUAACUUAUUAUCGCCUGAUGCCAUUCCAAUUGCCCAAGAUAUACAAGAGAAUGGAGUGAAGUUGACCCCGUAUCCCAUAUCAGCGCUCUCAGCAUUCCUCCACAAACUAAACACAUAGCCAUUAUUGUACGUAGGGACUGCAGGACAAGUCCCAAAGUUUUACUCCUCCUGAAGUCUUUAUUGCUAGCAUUGACUGGUAGCAAGGGAUAGUUGCACUUGAUUUUAGCUUGAUCAGUGUGUCGCAAGACACUGCUAUGACUUGUAUUAGUACACGUAGCUGCAGGCACCUUAAAACUACAGUUCUGUUUGGUGAAAUCCAGCCCAAAGUGUGUAUUUUGGGCUCCACGGUCCUCGGCACCCUGGCAGGGGUACGAACGCUGCUGGACGCACACAUAUACCGACACAGUGGUGUAGUGGGAACCGGUCCAGGGCGCCAGCUGUGUACCAUGGGGUUGCAUUUCACCUAGCCCAACUGUAGACCAUGAGUGCUUGCGUGACAACCCUGCGAGUGCAUUACGAGUGCACUGCGAGUGCAUGCAUGACCCGCGGAUCGUACUUGCUGUGCCAACUGCGCGCGCGAUCCGCUCGCUUGCCCACACUACAAUGUGAGAGUGCCCUGUGAGUACAUUACGAGCAGAUCUACCCUGCUAGUACAUUGCAAGUCCAGUACGAGUGCACUGCGAGUGUGUGCAGAACCCCUGCAUAGUACUUGCUGUGCCAACUGCGUGCGCGAUCCGCUCGCUUGCCCACACUACAAUGUGAGAGUGCCCUGCGAGUACAGAUCUACCCUACGAGACAUUGCGAGUGCAGUACGAGUGCACUGCGAGUGUGUGCAGAACCCCGCAUAGGACUUGUUGUGCCAACUGCUACGACAGCACGCUUGCUUUGCCUACGCACUGCACCCGUGCUAUGUUGCCUGUCAGUGAACGCACAAACAAAGCUGGCGUGCGAUCCCCCCCCCCCCCCCCCCCCCUCGUCCUGGCUCGCUUACUCAUACUUGAGGAUCACGCAAUCAAGAAUGCUACUGCUGAUCUUGCUGGAACGUUUCUACUGGCUUGUCGAGACGUGUCGCAUUGCGGUACGAUUCAUUGAACAUAUUUGCAAUUAUUUGAAUCAUUUCUUGUUGGUAGUUCUUGGACUGCAGAACAUACACUAUUGAGCUCUAGCUUCACUUUCUUUUCUCAUUACUAGUAUUGCAGAAUCUGUAUGUAUCUGUUGCCCGAGAAUCCGGAGAAUUCA
Messenger RNA from Sycon ciliatum, 3155 nucleotides. Its product is annotated as acyl-coenzyme A thioesterase 8-like. Gene Ontology annotation, cellular component: peroxisomal matrix. Gene Ontology annotation, molecular function: fatty acyl-CoA hydrolase activity. The coding region runs from base 167 to 1336 and encodes 389 amino acids. The record is from RefSeq and is a predicted model, not a curated record. NCBI's taxonomy places the organism in Eukaryota, Metazoa, Porifera, Calcarea, Leucosolenida, Sycettidae. Gene Ontology annotation, biological process: acyl-CoA metabolic process; fatty acid catabolic process. The transcript is spliced from 6 exons.